AAAUUCAGUAUGGAAUAUUCAAGAUAUGCACCUACAACACUGGAAGCUCAAGAUCGAGUACAAGCAGAGUGGAGGCAGUUGCAUGGAACUGCUGAUCCGAAUGAGAAGGGAAAGAAGAAGAAGAAGUAG
Caenorhabditis elegans is the source of this 129-nucleotide messenger RNA. NCBI's taxonomy places the organism in Eukaryota, Metazoa, Nematoda, Chromadorea, Rhabditida, Rhabditidae. The record is from the annotation of a RefSeq genome assembly.